This is a messenger RNA of Lodderomyces elongisporus, 267 nucleotides long. RefSeq lists its product as uncharacterized. The coding region runs from base 1 to 267 and encodes 88 amino acids. NCBI's taxonomy places the organism in Eukaryota, Fungi, Ascomycota, Pichiomycetes, Serinales, Debaryomycetaceae. The transcript is spliced from 2 exons. The record is from RefSeq and is a predicted model, not a curated record. Gene Ontology annotation, cellular component: mitochondrial intermembrane space.
AUGGAAUCACAAGCUUCACAAGCUUCACAAGCGUGUCAAGCGAAAGCAUGUGCCAUACAAGAUUGUCUCCAGGGAAAUGGGUACAAUGAGGCAAAAUGUACGAAGUACAUCGACGACCUUUACCAGUGCUGCAAAAAUUUUUAUGAGGAAAAUGGUGUUGACGCCAAAAGCGUAUGCUGUCCAAAAUUCAAAUUACUACAAUUAAAGCUCAAGCAAAGAUCGCUAGGUCAAAUAGAUGCAACCUUACUAGAAAAUAAACGACAUUGA